AUGAGGAUUGCUACUAGUCCAUGGUUCUCCAAGUGGCUGCAAAGUGUCAACAGAUACCCAUUCAAUGAGCUGAGGGUGACCAGGCAAGGAUUCAAUUGCAAGUAUGUCAUUUGUGGGUACAACAGUGAUGAGGAGGAUAAUUUCUGUUUGGCCACAAUCAGCAUGGAAGUGACCGUUCUUGAGGAGUUGAUAUUGCAAGGAGCAUGCAAGCCACUUCCUCCUGCCAUGACCGACAUCAUGGAUUACAUGUUAGCUUCAGGCCUUCAGAAAAGUCCAAAAUGGUACAGAGCUGUUAUCUCCACCCUCUCUGAUAUGCUGGAGUCGCCGUCGCCACAUCCCUGUGAAAGGAAGGACAUCUUGAUUGAGUGCAUCUACUGGUUAGUGAGGGAAAGGGUCAGUGAGAGCUAUGAGUUGUCCUCCCUCGAAGGACAGAGUGUGAUGGAUGCUUGGCAUUAUUAUUGUUGCCACUGGAUUGACUACAAUAAGAAGAUUUCCUUCAAGAAAUGUACAGAGAUGAGUGAGACUAUGGUUGUUGAUUUCAUUGGCAAUGAUAUGUAA
Molecule: messenger RNA, 558 nt
Organism: Seminavis robusta
Lineage: Eukaryota; Bacillariophyta; Bacillariophyceae; Naviculales; Naviculaceae
Source: the annotation of a GenBank genome assembly